Molecule: messenger RNA, 2295 nt
Organism: Clonostachys byssicola
Lineage: Eukaryota; Fungi; Ascomycota; Sordariomycetes; Hypocreales; Bionectriaceae
Source: the annotation of a GenBank genome assembly
AUGGGUGUAUCCGGUCUUCUUCCGCUUCUCAAAUCUAUCCAAAAGCCAACUGAACUUAAAAAGUUCCGGGGCUUGACCCUUGGAGUGGACGCGUAUGGAUGGCUUCAUCGAGCCGCGUUCUCAUGCGCGGUCGAGCUCGGCCAGGGCAUACCGACGGAUAGAUAUGUCACAACUGCAAUGCAUCGGGUUAGAAUGCUUCGUCAUUUUGGGAUAACGCCGUACAUGGUUUUCGAUGGUGAUUACCUACCCAGCAAGGGCGCAACUGAGGAAUCUCGUGCCAAAAGCAGAGAGCAAAAGAAGAAGCUGGCUAUGGAGCUUCUCAGUGCAGGCAAGAUCGCCCAGGCCACCCAGGAGUUUCAGAAAUGUGUCGACAUCACCCCGGAAAUGGCAGCGACUCUCAUUCAGCAACUGAAGCAAAUGGACAUUCCAUACGUCGUUGCUCCAUACGAAGCCGACGCACAGCUUGUAUAUCUCGAACGCCAAGGACUGAUAGACGGAAUUAUUUCUGACGACUCUGAUUUGCUUGUAUUUGGGGCCAAACGAUUGCUUACCAAGCUGGAUCGAUACGGGAACUGCAUCGAAAUCAAUCGUCGUGAUUUCUGCGCUUGUCGGGAAGUUUCUCUUACUGGCUGGACCGAUGCUGAUUUUCGACGGAUGGCCAUAUUGAGCGGGUGUGAUUAUCUUGAAGGGCUCCCAUCGGUAGGAUUGAAGACAGCAUACCGGAUGCUUCGAAAAUCGAAAACGCCCGAAAGAGUCGUGAAGACGCUUCAGUUUCAAGGGAAACGAGUCUCUGAAAACUACAUGACACUGUUUUACCAGGCCGAGUUGACCUUCCUUCAUCAAUGGGUCUUUUGCCCCACGAGGCGAGAGCUCGUUCAUUUAACUGAACUCGACGGUUCACGGACGGCGGAGGAGAUGCCGUAUAUCGGUUCCUAUGUCGAGACCAGCACAGCACGUGCUAUUGCUAAGGGCGACAUGGAUCCCAUCACAAAGCUGUCUUUCAACUUUCCAACAACGCCUACCAAGCGGAGACACUCGCAAACGACGACAGCUGCCGCUGCACCCAUUCGGCCAGACACGAAGCCUAUCAAGUCAUUCUUCAAGAGACAUGAUAGGAUUCCAAUGGGGGAGAUGGACCCGAAUUGCUUUUCUGUUGACCCUCAACAAGUGGCCCAAAUCACUCAUGGAGGCUUGGUGCCACGGGUUUUCCCUUUGCCGAGACCGUACAUGCAAGAGCCAAGUGAAUCUUCACAAGCUGCCACCGCAACCCGUACGACACCAUCAGCAGAAGCAUCUGCUCGAAUCCACCGUCGUCGGACAGAGCCAAUCUCAAAUAUGCUGGCUCGCAUGACGAGCAGCCCAGUAGGCAAAACAGGACCCUCUAAUUCAGCAGGCAGUCUUCAAACAUCAUCGUCCUCAAAACUAGAACAUCCUGGCAUUCGCCCAUCCAAAAAGGUGCGUCUAUGUGACGAGAACAAUGACCAGGAGGGAUCGCCGAAGAAGAGUAGAUUUUUCGCCAAACCCAAACUUCCCCGUAGCCCCAGAAGGGCGAAGAGCGAUGCAUAUUUAUUGUCCGACGACUCAAUCGAGGAGGCGCUGCUUAGCCUUCCAGAUAUUGACGGGUGGAAGGCCGAGAAUAAGCCCAAGAAGUCAAUAUCGAUUUUCAAGGAUUCGAGCCAGACCACGAGCCAAAGCAGCAGUCAGGGUACUUCACAGCAAACCAGUCAGACUUCUCUCACCGAGCCUACUGAUUUAAGUCAGACUUCCAUGGCAGCAAGUGAUGUUGGGACGCCUCUGCUAGAAGAAGUUGUGCCGCUCCCCAAGCUUUCUAGCGGCUCUUCUAUUCCCGAGUCGCCUUAUCAGCUGAACCUACAGCGUUUCUCAUGCUCAUCGACUCCAAUUUCGGAGGCAUCGUCUCGCCGGUCUUCCAUUUUCAGCAGCAGGUCUAUCAAAUCUGUUACGCCUUCUACAGCCCCAUCAACAGCAGCCUCGAGACCCACACCACUUCAACGCCUUGCUGCAAAAGCGUUCAAUGGCCCAGUCUCACCACAGCCUCGAACUAUCAAGAGACCUGCUGCAAAGCCACCUGUGCCGACAUUACCUGUUAAUCCUCCCUCUGUACCGCUUCCUAAAGUCGACCUUGCUGAGAUGGAAGCUUUGACCAGACCUUUCGAUGGGGUCGGUAGCGAGGAUCAGAUCAUCCCCGAUAGCGACGAGGAGGCUGAAGAUGAUGUCGAAGACGGCCGACCUCAGAAAAGACUUGAUCUAUCCCGGUUUGCCUUCGCCUUGGCCUGA